CGAUGGAUCCUCGUUCUAGUGCCCAGGACGUGCACCGAUGUGACCUUUGUGAGACCGCCAUAGUACACAGCUACUGUGACUUUUGUCAUGUCAACCUCUGCAAGCUUUGUAUAGCUGAUCACAUCUCAGAUGGAUAUGACAAACAUAAAAUAGUCCCUUUCCAGGAACGAAGAUCAACACUGAUUUACCCAAAAUGUGCGACACAUCCACACAAAAACUGUGACUGGCAGUGCAAGAAUUGCAAGGACAUAUUUGUUUGUUCCUCUUGUACUGCAUCAGAAAAACACAGAGGACAUAUAUUUAUAGAAGUUUCCGAAGUUUACAUGAGAACGAAAAAUGCUAUUGCAGAUGAAGCAAAUAAGUUAGAAAAUCUUAUUUCUCCUACAUAUGAAGAAAUUGCACUCGACUUGGAAAAUCAGCUUGCCAACCUGGAUGGAGGAUAUGAGACACUUACGACAGCAAUGUCCAAACAAGGAGAGCAAUGGCACAGAGAAAUUGACAUCGUUAUCAAUAAAAUGAAAACUGAAAUCAGUGAGAUCAAAGUAAAACACAGAGACCUUUUAAAGAAACACUUAGAUGAAAUCAAACAGACACAGGCUCUCAUAAAACAAACAUUAGUAGCCAUAGAAGAAAUCAAGAAAUCCACUGAAGUAUCUCCUACCAUUGAAUACAGCUCUAAGAUCAGAGAGUUCAGCAAGCUGCCACCCGAAGUGAAGGUUACACUGCCAACAUUCAUUCCAAAACCAUUAGACCAUGAAAAGUUGUAUAAUAUGUUUGGGCAGAUAACUCCUUUGUCUACUGCUACAGAACAGAAUGUCUUGUCAUUAAACCAACCAAACACUUCAGUGAGAGAACUACUGAAUGAACCGGAGCUUGUUGCCACAAUACAGACAGGGUAUGAAAACGUUUACAACGUUACCUAUCUAAAUGAAGAUUGUGCUUGGACAUUCGGAUCGACAAAAGAUAUCAAAUGCUUUAACAUUAAAGGUGAAUUGCUUCAUACAGUUAGCAACAAAUCAGAACAACCACCCAAUGAUAUAGCUGUAGACAGUGAUGGGAAUUUACUAAUCAGUGACUGGAAAUCAAGAACAGUGAAUAAAGUAAAUAAUGGACAGACAGAAGAGUUGAUCAGAUUACGGGGAUGGUGGCCUGGUAACCUGUGUGUCACCUCUAAUGGUGAUCUCCUGGUUAUCAUGGUCAGUGAUGCUAAAACUCAAUCUAAAGCUGUCCGUUACUUGGGAUCUACAGAGAAACAAACAAUUCAGUUUGAUGAUAAAGGUAAACCUCUGUACUCAGGGAAUGCUCACAUUAAAUACAUCAUUGAAAACAGAAACCAUGACAUCUGUGUAGCUGACUAUGAGGCUGGUGCAGUAGUGGUGGUUAAUCAGAACGGGAAACUCAGAUGGAGAUACAUCGGUCAUCCUUCAGUUACCAAAAAGGAACCAUUUAAACCAGUUGGUAUCACAACAGACAGUCAGAGUCGUAUCCUGACAACAGACGGUGACAACCAUUGUAUUCACAUUCUGGAUCAGGAUGGACAGUUUCUCCGCUACAUUGAUAACUGUGAUCUGGAGUAUCCGUGUGGUUUAUGUGUGGACAACAAUGACAAUCUGUUUGUAUCAGAAGUAAAGAAAGGCAAUGUAAAGAAAAUAAAAUUUCUCAGAUAGACACCAAAACUGAGUGAUAUAGAUUAAGCAAGACUAUUUCCAUGAAUUUGAUGAUUUGUUGUAAGUAAAGUUAACUUUGUUCAUAUCAGAGGUGCAGAACACAUGUAUUUCAUACUAUGUCUGAAUAAUUAUUUACAUUCAGUGUAAUUUAUUAUGAUUGUAUUGAAAAUCUGCGAUGUUCAAUUUCAUGUGAAUACACUUAGCCUAUUCAUGCGUCAAGACACAAAUAAAAAUCGUCAUCCCGCAUUUUGAGUUAUUGUACGACUAAAGGAAAUGUUCACACCUACAUAACUACUUUGAUAUUUACUUAUGAUAUAUGAUAUACUAUUGUAAUAGUAUAAUGCACACAGUACAAUACAUGUAAACUGAAGAUUACAAGAAAUCAUGCAUAGCAACCCGAUUAAUUAAUUGUCUUUGUUUGUACAAAGCAUGGUGGCGGUGAAUGGUUCAUCAAAAUUAGGCAUUUUAUCCACAGGGGUCAAGCCCGUUUUGAAUCUAUUAGGAUCCAAUAAUUAAUUACAGUGAUAUUCAAUCUAUUAGGAUCCAAUAAUUGUUUACAGCAUCUCAUACAUGUACACUGAUCAUGUGACACAGUAUUUUGCAAAUUUCGAAUUCACUUCAAGAGAAAGUGAUAUACUAGUGCAUUGUAUUUUCAUUGGGAGUUGAAAGGGGGAAAAGGAAUGGGAGGGGUGAUGAAGCCUUUGUCUAUUUUUUGAUACUAUGUUAGAUUUCUCCAGGGAUCACCGAGGUUCAGACUCGAACCCCCCCCCCAGCCCAUCAAUGCACAUAUUAUUUUAUGUCAGUGGACUUUCCUCCUCAGCAGAUUUAAAGAAACAGGCAGUUUUGUAACGUUAAAUAUCAGGAGACUCUGAAAAUCAUAAAAUUACAAAACAGCCGUUUCUCUAUUAGUUUAGCGACAUAAAUAACAAUUUAUUGUGUUAUGUUAUGUUAUUUAUAUCUCUGGUCUUAUCAGAGACAUUAAUAACAAUUUA
Messenger RNA from Magallana angulata, 2659 nucleotides. RefSeq lists its product as uncharacterized. The record is from RefSeq and is a predicted model, not a curated record. The transcript has a single exon. NCBI's taxonomy places the organism in Eukaryota, Metazoa, Mollusca, Bivalvia, Ostreida, Ostreidae. Gene Ontology annotation, molecular function: zinc ion binding; protein binding. The coding region runs from base 3 to 1667 and encodes 554 amino acids.